AUGAAUGUGCUGUGGAAUCUUGUUGACAGAUUUGUAGAGCAGGACAAGUACUUCGAGGAUGCCAAGAAGUGGGAGGACUUUCACUGCAAGCUAUCUGCUGAAGAGGGACUCGAUGCAUGGUAUCGAGUGUUUAAUCGCAUUGCCGGCUUCUUCCCAGACUGGGACGUCCAGAUCGCUUCCGAGGCGCCGGGGCGUAGUUAUUUCUCGGGUAUCUUCCGCGCUCUCAACGACUCGACGCACCUGCACUGCGACUUUGCACCGUACGACAGCCAUACCGAGGACUGGAUCAUCAACUCAGUCGAGUACCAAAUCGUGUUUAACCUCUAUCUAGCUCCUGUGAGAGACGGGCGGACAAUCGUAUACGACGUUCAGUGGACACAGGAUGCACUCAAGCAACGCGACCCAGACAGUUACGGAUAUCACCAUGACCUGGUAUCUGGAGCGCGUAAGGUCUAUUGCGAACCGACCCUCGGGGCACUCUGCAUGUUCAACUCACGAAACAUGCACGAGGUGGAAGCCGUGACGCCAGAGGAGAUGCCGUCGCUGGGACUCAAGUAUAGGCCGCGGUUGUGCCUGAGCAGCUUCAUGGGUCUGUUGCCGAGUUCAAAGUCUGGCGGCAAGCCGCGGUUGAUCUUUUGGUCCCGACGUGGCCACCAGGUUCUCGAACUCGAGAAGCAAAGACAGCCUGAGCCCAAUUUGGCGUGGUCGCACAGCGAUGAGGCCUCAAACGACUUCCGGUCGGACAUUUUCACGAAGCCGACGCUGCCCAUGCUGGAUGCAAUCAUAAACACCACCCUCGGGGAUAAUGUAAUGGAAGAAGAUUCAACCACCAAUCGCUUCCAAGAAUACGUUGCCGAGCUGGUGGGCCACGACGCCUCCCUGCUGGUCAUGUCGGGGACCAUGGGAAACCAGGUGGCCCUCCGAACAGCUCUAACCGCGCCGCCUCACUCAAUCCUUGCCGACCACAGAGGCCAUAUCGUCACCUUUGAGAGCGGUGGCGCGGCGGCCAUGUGCGGUGCUUUGAUCAGAACGGUUGUUCCGUCCAACGGUCAUCACCUCACUCUCGAUGAUGUAAAGAGGCAUGCCACCUUGACGGACACAGUCUACGACUGCCCAACCAGGAUCAUCAGCUUGGAGAACACGCUGUGGGGUACCGUAAUGCCUCUCUCCGAUAUGCGCGCCAUCUCCCAGUGGGCGCGAUCGCAGGAUCCCCCCAUACACAUGCAUCUAGACGGAGCCCGCCUGUGGGAAGCAGUUGCCACCGGCGCCUUUACCCUGCGGGACGUUGGGGAAUGCUUCGACAGCAUGCAGCUGUGCUUAUCAAAGGGCCUCGGGGCGCCCAUUGGCAGUGUUGUGACGGGUAGUUUGGCCUUCAUCAAGCGAGCCAAGUGGAGUCGCCAUUAUCUCGGCGGCGAUAUCCGUGCCGCCGGUCUCAUCUCGGCGCCGGCGAGGGUAGCCAUCGACGACGUCUUCCUCGGUGGCAAGCUGAGGGCAGCACAGGACAAGGCGAAGCGGGCCUCAGCCUUGUGGGUUGAUCUCGGCGGGAAACUGCAAGCACCAACGGAGACGAACCAAAUCUGGCUUGACCUAGAUGCCUCGGGCCUGACGCAUGACGACUUCUACCCUGUGGCCGGGCAAUUUGAUCUCAAAAUGAUGGACCUGAUACCUGGGCGUGUUGUCCUGCACUACCAGAUCACCGAGCUGGCAUUCGCCCGACUCUGUAGUUUCUUCAAGGCUCUCCUGCCUAGAGAACAGCGCACUGGGACUGUCGAAAACACACUCGAGAAUUAG
Molecule: messenger RNA, 1791 nt
Organism: Purpureocillium lilacinum
Lineage: Eukaryota; Fungi; Ascomycota; Sordariomycetes; Hypocreales; Ophiocordycipitaceae
Source: RefSeq, a predicted model, not a curated record